AUGGCUGGGUCGCAGUCGCUGCUGCUGGCUGACCCGCGUAGGUACGAGCUGUUGAGCUCCCCCAGCAUCGACCAUCCACUCUACUUGAGUUGCGCUUCUCACAACACUCACCCCCCGCAACCAAUCCAUUUCGGAGGCAACGAUAGGAAAGUGGUCGCUGAUAUGUCGUACUUCUUUACAACGCCGGUGGAUAUCGAUAUCGUACUGGACGAUGGCGACGACAGGCAGAUGGUGGACAUGAAGACGGAGAAGGGCCGGCGGGAGAAGGCACCUCUAUACAAGGACGGGGAAUCGGUCAAGGGCGCCGUGACGAUCCGACCGAAGGACGGCAAACGGUUAGAGCACACGGGCAUCAAGGUGCAGUUCAUCGGCACAAUUGAGAUGUUCUUCGAUCGAGGAAACCACUACGAAUUCCUUUCCCUGGGCCAGGAGCUAGCUGCCCCGGGGGACCUGCAACACCCUCAAGCCUUCGACUUCAACUUCAAGAACAUCGAGAAGCAGUACGAGUCCUACAGCGGCAUCAACGUGCGGCUCCGCUACUUCGUGCGCGUGACGGUCUCGCGGCGUAUGGCCGACGUGAUCAGGGAGAAGGAUAUCUGGGUCUACUCGUACCGGAUACCGCCCGAGAUGAACAGCUCCAUCAAGAUGGACGUUGGCAUCGAGGACUGCUUGCACAUUGAGUUUGAGUACUCGAAGUCCAAAUACCACCUGAAGGACGUUAUUGUUGGACGCAUAUACUUCCUGUUGGUCAGGCUGAAGAUUAAGCAUAUGGAGCUGUCAAUCAUAAGAAGGGAGACUACGGGUGCGGCUCCCAAUCAGUACAAUGAGAGCGAGACGUUGGUUCGGUUUGAGAUUAUGGAUGGUUCUCCGUCCAGAGGAGAGACAAUUCCAAUUCGACUUUUCCUAGGAGGUUUCGACUUGACCCCAACAUUCAGGGAAGUCAAUAAAAAAUACUCUACAAGAUAUUACCUCAGUCUCGUACUAAUCGACGAAGACGCACGACGUUACUUCAAGCAAUCAGAAAUUGUGCUCUAUCGUCAGGCACCCGAGAUCGCAGCGAGCGCUGGCCAGCAAACACAGAUUACGGGAGCGCCACCCCCAGAAAGGACCCCAGUGGCGCAGGCCUAG
Drepanopeziza brunnea f. sp. 'multigermtubi' MB_m1 is the source of this 1128-nucleotide messenger RNA. RefSeq lists its product as uncharacterized. Gene Ontology annotation, cellular component: retromer complex; endosome. Gene Ontology annotation, biological process: retrograde transport, endosome to Golgi; intracellular protein transport. Lineage: Eukaryota; Fungi; Ascomycota; Leotiomycetes; Helotiales; Drepanopezizaceae. The record is from RefSeq and is a predicted model, not a curated record.